AUGUCGUAUCACUACUCCGACGCGGCAGAUGGUGAUAGCUUGCUUGAGAUGGAGAAAUUUACUGUAGAACGCAUGGCAGGACAGGGUACCUUUGGUACAGUUAAGCUAGGAAAAGAACGAGCCACUGGAGCACCAGUGGCUAUCAAAAAGGUUAUUCAGGAUCCUCGCUUCCGCAAUCGCGAGCUGCAGAUCAUGCAGGACCUCGCCUCGCCACGUCACCCGAAUAUUAUUCAGCUGCAGAGCUACUUCUAUACUCGUGGGGAGAGGCGGUACAAUGACAUCUACCUCAACGUCGUGAUGGAAUAUGUUCCGGAUACUCUGCACCGCUGCUGCCGGAACUAUUACCGCCGGCAAACCACGCCGCCGUUGAUUCUGAUUAAGGUAUUCAUGUACCAGCUUCUGCGCAGCAUCGCGUACCUCCACCUGCCGUCGGUGAACGUCUGUCAUCGUGAUAUCAAGCCUCACAAUGUUCUUGUGAAUGAAGCAGCUGGCAGCCUGAAGCUGUGUGACUUUGGCAGCGCCAAGAAGCUUUCUCCUUCGGAGCCGAACGUGGCGUAUAUUUGUUCACGUUACUACCGCGCGCCGGAGCUUAUUUUUGGCAAUCAACACUACACAACGGCGGUGGACAUCUGGUCGGUGGGAUGUAUAUUUGGUGAGAUGAUGCUAGGUGAACCCAUCUUCCGUGGGGAGAACAGCACCGACCAGCUCCACGAGAUUGUGAAGAUCCUCGGCCGCCCGACACCGGAAGAGCUGCAGAAGUUGAACCAAAAUCGUUUAGACAUCCCUUUACCAAAUAGCUCCCGUGUUCCAUGGAGUGAGGUCUUUCUGUACCCACACCCUCCUGAGGCGUACAAUUUACUCGGCAAGCUCUUGCGAUACUUGCCUGAGCAGCGUUUGGCAUCUUUUGAGGCACUCUGUCAUCCAUAUUUCGACGAGCUGCAUGACCCGACAACGAAGUUACCAGAAAACAGGGAACUACCCUCAGAUCUGUUUCAGUUUCUUCCCUGUGAAAUAGAGGCUAUGACAGAGAAGCAAAGGGACAAAUUGCUUGGAAAUAAGGAUAAAUAG
Molecule: messenger RNA, 1068 nt
Organism: Phytomonas sp. EM1
Lineage: Eukaryota; Euglenozoa; Kinetoplastea; Trypanosomatida; Trypanosomatidae
Source: the annotation of a GenBank genome assembly